Molecule: messenger RNA, 2403 nt
Organism: Tremella mesenterica DSM 1558
Lineage: Eukaryota; Fungi; Basidiomycota; Tremellomycetes; Tremellales; Tremellaceae
Exons: 7
Coding region: 1-2403 (800 amino acids)
Cellular component (GO): actin cortical patch
Molecular function (GO): phosphatidate phosphatase activity
Source: RefSeq, a predicted model, not a curated record
AUGUCACAUCCAAACAGAUCAUCAGCAAUGAACGCUCGCUCUCCACAUUCCCCUUCCUCUCCUUCUCCUCCGCCCCUCCCUUCCCGUCCAUCCACUUCUUCACACACUUCCUUCACCUCUACAACAUCCCAUCCAUCCUUUCCUUCUACCUCAACUCGACCAUCAUACACAUCUACAUCUCAGAACCACCUCCCGGAAUCCCGUUUGGACGCACUUUAUAAAACCUCCUCUUUUUUCACUUCUAAAGCUAAAACCGCGUUAGCUCUAGCAAAGACUUAUGCUCAGUAUCCAGCUGGAGAAGGCGAGGGUAAAAAAGCAACAUGGGAAGAAUGGAUCAGAGAUUGGACUACUUCUGGUGAGACUAAAAGAAGUGGCAUGGGGAAAGAGGAGGUGCAUCUUUUACCGGGAUGGGCGGUGAGGCGAUAUAGGGAAAAGAAAGGGGCAGAAGGGGAAGGAGCACAACCUUUUGACCUCCAUCUUUGGGUAUCAGGUUAUGCUAUCUUAUCUCGAGAUCUCUCUGAAGCUUCAAGAACACAACGAGCUAUUGUAUCUCUUGCUAAACGCUAUGCUGCUCUAUCAAGAGUAUUGACUUCCAACCCUUCUUCAUCCCCCACCACUCCCCUCACCGCAUCACCGCAAGAAGAGCUUGACGAGGAAUCCGGUGGACUCUCUUCUGUUACUCCUGCCCCUCCCUCCACUUCCUCGACUCCUCUACCACCAUCUUCUGUCAACAAUUCCAUAUCCCCACCUAAGACUUCACCACUUCAAUCUCACAUCGAAGACCAGCCAGCACGGAUUAGCAGCACGGAUAUCGCUUUCGCCCUUCCUGGAGCGUUACAACUAGCCAGGGAAAACCUCGAUCGACGAUUGUCUCCAUUUUGGAGCAAGAGUCUUGCUUAUCGUCCACUCUCCAUUUCCGUAUAUUCAUCCCCUCCUCCCUAUGCAUCCCACCCUAAGUUUGUUGAUCCAUCAAACACAUCAGAUUUUUCGACGUCAAAGGACGAAAACGACGAACCACUUUUACAAGUCCAAAGUACUACUGACAGCCAAGGUCAUUUUGCCCAUCAUCUCGUCAUUCCUUGGGAAAGAUUAGCGGUACAUCCCCCUUCUUUACCUAUGGUCUUUGAUGAAGGAGAACAACCGUGGAUAUUGAGAGUCAAGGCGGUUAUGAAGCCCGUAGAAGUACAGUCUAAUCAGCCUGGGGAAAGGAGUAGAGGUAGUUCGCCUCCUUCAUCUCUUGGGAAUGAAACGAAUGUGAGGCCGAGGUUUGUAGCUCCAGCAGGGAGAAUUCAUUCUGCUCCUACGUCUGUCACGUCUUCCAUUAGGGAUGACCCUUUGAUUGGUGACAGAAACUCGAAAAAGGACGACGUCAAUUCAUUAUCCACUCGACUAAAUCAAGCCGUGUUACAGCCUGCCUCUCGACCCGGCCAGAAUAUGACUACAUACCCAGGCGUGAACUCUACGACCAGACCUCAAAGUACCGAGGCAAGUAUCGCUGUGGCUGUGAACCGUGAUGGGGGAGUAAGGAUAUUAUCAGAUUUGGACGAUACCAUCAAGCAUUCUGAUAUCUUAGCUGGACCACGGGAAACUUUCAGGAAUGUCUUCUGUCGACCCCUGGAAGAGAUCUGCGUUCCAGGUACCAACAGCAUGUUUCAAGCUGCCGAGUCGGCUGGGGCUGCUGGCUUUCAUUUUGUUUCUAACUCGCCUUUUGAACUUUUACCCUCUAUCACGGCUUUUCUUCAUACUCAUCGAUUUCCCUCUUUCUAUUCAUUGAAGCUCAAAUUCUACGGCGGCCGAUCUAUCCUCACCUCCUUAUUCGAAUCCCCCGCUGAUCGAAAGCGCGCCUCUAUUCUAGACAUUUUCGCCACCUUUUCCAACGCCCGUUUCAUCUUAUUUGGUGAUUCAGGCGAACAAGAUUUAGAAUUAUAUCUCUCCAUAGCGCAAGAACGUCCUGGCCAAGUAUUAGCGAUUUUCAUUAGGGAUAUCACUUCUGAACGUGCGGAUAAAUUCCGGAAUCUACCUCUUGUUCCUCCAAAAACGACCUUACCCCUAAUCUCAUCGGCAUCGUCUUUACCCCUUGUCCCUUCGAGAGCGAUUCCACUCAAUAUCUCUACAAAGACAAACGAUACUGAUAGUUUCCAAGAAGGUGCAAGUAUAUCCCAAGAAGGUAUGAACAGUCGGUCAUCUAGUAGACGAGGAUCAAUCUCGACAGACGAUACGACAACGGAAGAGAUUCAAGCGUUGACCGCUGCUCAACAGAAGAUUUUGAAGAGAGCUGCGUUAUGGGAAAGUAGGGUGGAAAGAGCUUGGAAAGAAGUUCCGGAUGGUGUGGAAUUGGUCUUUUGGAAAGAUGUGGUUGAGAUACAUGAUAAAGUAGUGGCUUUGGUCCGGUUGUAUAGAUAG